This is a messenger RNA of Hydra vulgaris (swiftwater hydra), 2399 nucleotides long. RefSeq lists its product as uncharacterized. Gene Ontology annotation, cellular component: nuclear body. Gene Ontology annotation, biological process: positive regulation of DNA-templated transcription. The record is from RefSeq and is a predicted model, not a curated record. Lineage: Eukaryota; Metazoa; Cnidaria; Hydrozoa; Anthoathecata; Hydridae.
UUGUGAAUAAUUGUGAAAAUAAGAUCUUUAUUCAGAAUAUAUAUUAUUGAUUGACUGUAUUGAUAUGACUGUACCUUAUAUCUUUGCCACAAUGUACUACAAUUAUUGACAUUUAAAAAUAAAAAUAAACAAUAGUGUUGAAAGAUCAAUGUUAUUAAAUAACAUAAUUAUCACAUUGCAUGGAAAAGUAAAAAAAAGUAAAAGUAGCAUCUGAAAGUUUCUGUUCUCUUGGCUACCAGUUUUUGGCAAUUUAUUAAAUUAUUUAGUAAGCCCAUAACAUUAUUAACUUAUUUUAAGCCCAUAACAUUUAUAGCAAUUAUGAAGUUUAACCUUUAAUUUUAUUAUUAACUAUUUCUCUUCUUUUUGUUGUUGUUGUUGUUAUUGUUGCAAGAUUCAAUGUACUUAUCCUUUUUAGUAGGUAUAACUUUAAUUUUACACAAUGUCUCAGCAUUCAGAAAAAGAGUGUAUUGACGCUAGCACAACAAAUAUUGGACUUUGCACAUCUCCUUUAAACAAAUUUGUAUGGAAUAUGGCUAACACAAGAGUAUUAUUAGAUUUAUGGAAAGAUAAUUACAAUGCAUUAACAUCUGCAAGAAGAAACACAAAUAUUUACAAACAAAUGGCAGCUGAAUUUUCAAACACAUUUAAUAUCGUACCUCCGUUAACUGGAUAUCAAAUUCAAUCUAAAAUUAGUAAUUUGAGGAAACAAUUUAGACGAGAAAAACUUCAAGUUGGUUCAUCGGGAGGAGCUCCUAGUAAAUGGUGGCCUUACGAUAUUGUUGCCAAAAUAAUAGGUGGUGAAGCUUCCCUUGACAAUGACCUUUUAUCUCAAAGUCAAAACUUUUCUACUCAAGAUUUUCAAGAUGGUCAGAUUGCCACAAUGGAAGAUGGCAAGGAGACUGUCAGUAUUUUAAAUACUGAAGCUUUGGAUGAUACAAGCGAUGUGCAAUCAAUUGUCACUAUUCCUGAUGAGGAACCAACUCAAUCUACAUCCGGCUGCAAUAAACGGAGGAGCCCUGAUGAUGAAAAAACUUUGAAUAAAAUAGCCAAAACUGAACCGGGAGACAUCGGUAAAGGAAAAAGCUAUUGGAAAAACAUGGAAAGCGUUUUAGCCGUACUUCGAUUAAGAAGAAGAACAUUAAUCAAUGAUGAAUCAAUCACCCACCCAUUUUCAUAUUUAGAUUUAGCUUCCUUUAAGUUAAAUCAACAAGGGUAUCUGAUUGAAAGAAAAGUUUGAGUUAGGCCAAAAAGUUUUCAAUGGUUUAAUGAGAUUUUUACUCAAAUGGAGGAAUGUGAAUUUAAAGAGCAUUUUCGAGUAAAUCGUAACACAUUUAAUUUCCUAGUUAAUGAAUUGCAUCCACAUUUAGGCAAAACUACCACAACUAUGCGAGAACCUAUUUCAGUAGUAAAACGUGUUGCAGUUGCAUUACAUUAUCUAGCUUCAUGUGAAGAGUAUCGUGUUGUGUCUAGCCUUUUUGGCAUAGGAAAGUCAACAGCAAAUUUAAUUGUUCAUGAAUUUAUUAAUGCUGUUCAUGACAUUUUGCUCCCUAAGUAUGUUAAAUUUCCAUUGUCAGUGGAAAAUUUAAAUAAACAUAGUAGAGAUUUCGAAGCUAUUCUUGGUUUUCCACAAUGCGUUGGAGCUGUUGAUGGAUGCCACAUCCCUAUUUCAGCCCCUAAAGAUCAAGCAACUUCUUAUUAUAAUUAUAAAGGGUGGUAUACCAUUGUACUUUUUGCCGUUGUAGACAGUCGAUACCGUUUCAUUUAUACAAGUGUUGGAUCGCCUGGUAGAAAUAAUGACAGCUAUAUUUUGCAGAAUUCUUCUUUAAAAGAAAUUUUAGAAUCAAAUCUAUUUGAUAAAUGUUGUAAAGAGCUGGGCGAUUCUCUUGUUCCACUAUGUUUGAUAGGUGAUUCAGCAUUUCCUUUAACGCGUCAUUUGUUAAAACCUUAUCCUGAAAAUUUGGAGCUUAGUGAAAUUCAAAAAAAUUUCAACAAAAUACUUUGCGGAGCUAGAAGAGUAGUUGAGAAUGCCUUUGGGCGCGUUAAAGCUCGAUUCCGUGUAAUUUGCAAACGUAUGGAAUGCGAUAUUAACUUUGCUACAAGAAUUGUUAAUGCUUGCGUCACUCUUCACAACAUUUGUGAAUAUUAUGACGAUAUUAUUAUAAUAGAAUGGCUUCUGCAUCAUCAUGAUGACAGUCUAGCUCAACCCAAUACAGUUUCUACAACUGGGAAUAAUGGACCAGGAAAAAAUGUUCGUGACUCAAUUGCUAAAUACCUUUAUGAAAGGGACAAGUAAAGUAGUAAUAAUAUCAUUUUAUUUAUAAAGUAGUAAUAAUAUCAUUUAUUAUUUAAAGUUUUAGCUGUAAUAUGGUUAUGUAUUUAGUAGUUUUGAACUAAACUUA